AUGCAUCCCAAUAUUCCGAGAAUUCAUAGCGACCUUCACUCUAGCGAGAAUAAGGAUUAUCAUCUUCAAUUUAAGUGGAAUGGAGUUGAUUUUUCAUGGAAAGCUGAGAACGACUAUCGCAAACGCAGGGUUGCAAAGACCUGCGACAAAUGGGGGUUGACGACAAAAUCACAAAAACUGAUCUUAAACCCUAGGAAUUUCUUCUAUGUGGAUGAUAUCCAUGGUCUGAUCCUGUGCGUUAUCCCUAAAGUUGGAAGUACAAGUUGGCACAAGUCGAUCGUUGUGCUCACUCACCAAUGGGAUCGCAGAGAGGUUAUGGAUCCACAUGUCUUGUAUGGCCAACUGUAUCCCGAUUUGAUCAAACUUGAAAAAUUUUCAGAGUACGGCAUAGCGUACCGCUUGAAACAUUAUCUUAAAGUGAUGUUUGUUCGGCACCCUUUUGAAAGGAUUGUCUCUGGCUAUAGGGACAAGCUAGAGGAUCCAAAUGACGGCUACCGCCACCUGGGUAAAUUUCUGUUAAAAAAGUAUAAAGAGAAAUACAUAACAGUGGACAAAAACGGGACUCGAAUACCAUCAUUUGGUGCGUUGGCGCAGUAUAUCAUCGAGACUGAUGAUGACUUAGAUAAUCAUUUUCGACAGUACGAAAAAACUUGCUUGCCGUGUCAAGUACAGUACGAUGUUAUUGGCAAGUUUGAGACUUUUAACGAAGAUGCUGGUAACGUUCUGAAACUUCUUCAGGCAGACCACGAAUUCAGUUUUCCGUACAGCAAUCCCAGCUCUGCAGUCAAGACCUCGACGCUCGUGACUAAAUAUGUACAAACCCUGACCAAACACGAAAGACAAAACUUGUGGGCUAAAUACGAACUUGAUGCAGAUUUGUUUGGUUACACUUUGGACAAAUUGUUUAACGAAACUAGCUAGUUAAAUUCAGCUGGUAACGUGUAAAUGUAAUUUAAUAACU
This is a messenger RNA of Lingula anatina, 961 nucleotides long. RefSeq names its product carbohydrate sulfotransferase 9-like. Gene Ontology annotation, cellular component: membrane. NCBI's taxonomy places the organism in Eukaryota, Metazoa, Brachiopoda, Lingulata, Lingulida, Lingulidae. The record is from RefSeq and is a predicted model, not a curated record. Gene Ontology annotation, molecular function: sulfotransferase activity. Gene Ontology annotation, biological process: carbohydrate biosynthetic process.